Oreochromis niloticus (Nile tilapia) is the source of this 1849-nucleotide messenger RNA. Its product is annotated as class I histocompatibility antigen, F10 alpha chain. Gene Ontology annotation, biological process: immune response. Gene Ontology annotation, cellular component: external side of plasma membrane. NCBI's taxonomy places the organism in Eukaryota, Metazoa, Chordata, Actinopteri, Cichliformes, Cichlidae. The coding region runs from base 293 to 1300 and encodes 335 amino acids. The record is from RefSeq and is a predicted model, not a curated record. The transcript has 7 exons.
GCGCACUCGGACUCAGAGGCUGAAGUUUCAUUUUUCUGGCAAAAUUUAAACAAUAAAAGGAUGUAAUUUUUUUCUUCUUCUUCUUAUACUGCGAGUAUUGCAUUGAAAAUGAGGACGUUUAUUAUACUACUUCUUUACCGGACAGCGUCUGUGUCUGCAGUGAAGCACUCUCUGAAGUAUUUCUACACUGCAUCCUCUCAAGUCCCAAAACUUCCCAGAGUUCGUGGUUGAUGAAGUUCAGAUUCUUCAGUUUGACAGCAACACCAUGAAAACUGUGUCCAAACCGGACUGAAUGAACAGAAAUAUAGAUGAGCAGUACUGGGAGAGAGAGACUGGGGGCUUUGUAAGUGCCCAGCAGGUGUUCAAAGCCAACAUUGAAAUUGCAAAGCAGCGCUUCAACCAAACUGGAGGUGUUCACGUUUUCCAGCAGAUGUACGGCUGUGAAUGGGACGAUGAGACGAAUGAGGUGGACGGAUAUGAGCAGUUUGGUUAUGAUGGAGAAGACUUCAUAAUAUUUGACCUGCAGACAGAGACGUGGGUCGCUCCUAAACAACAGGCUGUGGUGACCAAACUCAAGUGGGACAGUAACAAAGCUUUUUUAACCAGUGUGAAGAACUAUUACACUCAGAUUUGUCCUGAGUGGGUGAAGAAGUAUCUGAACUAUGGGCGGAGCUCUUUAAUGAGAACAGUUCUUCCUUCAGUGUCUCUCCUCCAGAAGUCUCCCUCCUCUGCCAUCAGCUGCCACGCUACAGGUUUCUAUCCUAACAGAGCCGAGAUGAUGUGGAGGAAAGAUGGAGAGGAGACUCAUGAGGGUGUGGAGAUAGGAGAGAUCCUCACCAACAAUGAUGGGACCUUCCAGAUGAGAGUUAACCUGGAUCUGAGAUCUGUUCCAGGUGAAGACUGGAGGAGGUACGACUGUGUGUUUCAGUUCUCUGGUAUAAAUGAAAACGUCACCACCACACUGGAUAAAACAGCCAUCAGGACAAAUGAAGCCUCGACAGAAGUGCCCAACAUCACGAUCAGCUUCAGCCCCACUGCCGUCCCCAUCAGCGUACCCAUUGUCACUGCUGCUCUUGUUCUUGCUGUUGUUGCACUAAUCGGAUUCAUUAUUUACAAAAAGAAAACUGACACGAUCACGUCACCUGGAAAUGAUCCUGAAAUGAGCCCUUCAGAUACAAAAUUUUCUUCUCAUAGUUUUUCAGACAUAACCAGCAAAACUCAGCUGAUGACAAGUAAGUGCAGGCUCUGUGUGACACACAGCCUUAAUCUCUGUGUGGUGCUGCAUGUUUUUACUCAUUAAUCUCAUGGAUUUUUAUACUCUGAUGCACUUUAAAUUGUUUUUAAAAAAUUCUGCAAUGUUCAGCUGGUCUGACUCACCAGCUGCAGAUUUGACAUAUAAACCUGCCAUCGCCUUCAUAUUUCACGUUUCUUCUCAUACAGUCGAUUGUUUUUGCAUUACUGUUUUCAAAAUGCUCUCAUCUAAAGGAAACAACAUCCUCAGUGGGAGCAACAUAUAAGCUGAACAUGCAACACUGGCAAAGAUCUAGAUAUGACAAACUAGACAUUUUUAUGACAGUGCACAUCGUUCCAGUUGCUGUUUCUUAUCAGGGUAAGAAACAGUGGCUUCCACUAAAGCCUCAUAUAUGAAGACAACCGAGGCCAUAUAACAGAUUGUUACUGGGGAAUAAGUAACUAGUUAAAUUGUAUAACUAGUGGCAUUACAGGCGAGGGUUUGUGCAGAGAUGGUCACGGCCCAGUGUUUGUCUGACAGCUCUUGCAUCUUGUUGAGUUUUGUAUUUUAGGAUUCAAGGAUUCUUUAUUGUCAUUCGCAUCACAUGUUUACAUGAGG